Mytilus trossulus (common blue mussel) is the source of this 2406-nucleotide messenger RNA. RefSeq names its product ankyrin-3-like. Bases 1 to 2406 code for a protein of 801 amino acids. Gene Ontology annotation, molecular function: protein binding. The transcript has 2 exons. The record is from RefSeq and is a predicted model, not a curated record. NCBI's taxonomy places the organism in Eukaryota, Metazoa, Mollusca, Bivalvia, Mytilida, Mytilidae.
AUGUCUUCAAGUGAGGCAAGACAUAUUGAUGUAAUUGACGAACCAAUAAAUCCAGUUGAUGUCAAUAAGUGUGACAACGAUGGUGUAUCAACUCUGUAUAAAGCAAGUAAGACAGGACAAUUGGAUGUUGUCAAAGAACUGUUACAACAUUCAGCUGAUGUCAAUAAGUGUGACAAUGAUGAUGUAUCACCUCUGUUUGUUGCAAGUCAGAAUGGACAUGUCGAUGUUGUUAAGGAACUGUUACAACAUUCAGCUGAUGUUAAUAAGUGCGCCAAUGAUGGUGCAUCACCUCUGUUUAUAUCAAGUCAAAAGGGACAUGUUGAUGUUGCUAAAGAGCUGUUACAACAUUCAGCUGAUGUCAAUAAGUGUAACAAUACUGGUGUAUCCCCUUUGCUUAUAGCAAGUGAGAAUGGACAUGUUGAUGUUGUUAAAGAACUUUUACAACAUUCAGCUGAUGUCAAUAAGUGUGACAAAGAUGGUACAUCACCUCUGUUUAAAACAAGUGCAAAUGGACAUGUUGGUGUUGUUCAAGAACUUUUACAACAUCCAGCUUAUAUCAAUCAGUGUAGAAAUUAUGAUGUAUCACCUCUGUAUAAAGCAAGUAAGAAUGGACAUUCGGAUGUUGUUAAAGAACUGUUCCAAUAUUUAGCUGAUGUCAAUAAGUGUAACAAUAAAGGUGUAUCACCUCUGUUUAUAGCAAGUGAGAAUGGACAUGUGGAUGUUGUUAAAGAACUUUUACAACAUUCAGCUGAUGUCAAUAUGUUUGGCAAUGAUGGUGCAUCACCUCUGUUUAAAGCAAGUGCGAAUGGACAUGUUGGUGUUGUUAAAGAACUAAUACACCAUUCAGCUGAUGUCAAUGAAUUUAACACAAAUGCCAUGUCACUUCUGUAUAACGCCGCAAGUGAUAACAGACAUGAUAAUAAUGUUGAACAACAUUCAGCUGAUUGUUGUAAGAAUGACAUAAGUGGUUUAUCACCUUUAUAUAUAGCAAGUGAAAAUGGACAUGUCGAUGUUGUAAAUGAACUGUUAAAACAUUCAGCUGAUGUCAAUAAGUGUGUAACUAAUGAUAUUUCACCACUGUCUAUAGCAAGUCAAAAUGGACAUGUUUAUGUUGUCAAAGCACUGUUAAAACACUCAGCUGAUGUCAAUAAGUGUGACAAUUAUGGUGUAUCACCACUGUUGGUAGCAAGUGAAAAUGGACAUGUGGAUGUUGUUAAAGAAUUGUUACAACAUUCAGCUAAUGUCAAUCAGUGUGAUAAUGAUGAUGUAUCACCUCUGUAUAAAGUAAGUGAGACAGGACAUGUUGAUGUUGUUCAAAAACUGUUACAAUAUUUUGCUGAUGUCAAUAAGUGUGUAAAAAAUGAUAUUUCACCUCUGUAUAUAGCAAGUCAAAAUGGAUAUGUAAAUGUUGUCAAAGCACUGUUAAAACAUUCAGCUGAUGUUAAAAAGUGUGCCACUGAUGGUGUAUCACCUCUGUAUAUAGCAAGUCAGAAUGGACAUCUUUAUGUUGUUAAAGAACUGUUAAAACAUACACAUGAUGUAAAUCAGUGUACCAAUAAUGAUGCAUCCCCUCUCUUUGUUGCAAGUCAAAAAGGACAUGUGAAUGUUGUUAGAGAACUGAUACAGUGUUCUGCUGCUGUCAACAAUUGUAACAAGUAUGGUGAAUCAUCUCUGUAUAUAGCAAGUCAGAAUGGACAUGUUAAUGUUGUUAAAGAACUGUUAAAACAUUCAGCUGAUGUCAACCAGUGUACCAAUAAUGAUGUAUAUCCUCUCUUUAUCGCAAGUCAGAACGGACAUGUUUAUGUUGUUAGAGAACUGUUAAAAUAUUCAGCAGAUGUCAAUAAGUGUGCAAAUGAUGGUACAUCACCUCUGUAUAUGUCAAGUCAGAACGGACAUGUUUAUGUUGUUAGAGAACUGUUAAAAUAUUCAGCAGAUGUCAAUAAGUGUGCAAAUGAUGGUACAUCACCUCUGUAUAUGUCAAGUCAGAAAGGACAUGUUUAUGUUGUUAGAGAACUGUUAAACCAUUCAGCUGAUGUCGUUAAGUGUUCCAAGGAUGGUGUAUCACCUCUUUUUAUAGCAAGUCAGAAUGGACAUAAUAAUGUUGUCCAAGAACUGUUACGAUAUUCAGCUGAUGUCAAUAAGUGUGACAAUAACGGUGCAUCACCUCUGUUUAUAGCAAGUGAGAAAGGACAUGUCGAUGUUGUUAAAGAACUGUUAAAGCGAUCAGCAGAUGUCAAUAAGUGUAGCAUUAAUGAUGUAACCCCUCUGUCUAUAGCAAGUCAGAAUGGGCAUGUCGAUGUUGUUAAAGAACUGUUACAAUAUUCAGCCGAUGUCAAUAAGUGUGACAAUAAUGAUUUAUUACCUCUGAUUAAAGCAAGUCAAAAUAUGCAUGUUAAUGUUGUUUAA